Molecule: messenger RNA, 6776 nt
Organism: Anopheles stephensi (Asian malaria mosquito)
Lineage: Eukaryota; Metazoa; Arthropoda; Insecta; Diptera; Culicidae
Product: solute carrier family 41 member 1
Exons: 10
Coding region: 1603-3648 (681 amino acids)
Biological process (GO): monoatomic cation transport
Cellular component (GO): plasma membrane
Molecular function (GO): monoatomic cation transmembrane transporter activity
Source: RefSeq, a predicted model, not a curated record
CAAACUCCGCUGAGCAGCACCAGAGCGCACUCUGCAUUGGUUUAUUCACUCUGUAAAUACCACAUAAAUAAAAUGGGCUAGAAGCACGAAAAAAGCUCCGAUUCGCUCAAAUCACCUGGCGCCAAAUGUUGUAUGUAGUCGUGCGUACGCCUCUACUCACACCUUGAUGUGAACGUUGAACUCAUACUGAUUUCUGUAGUGGUCCUAACAAGUAGCUGAAUUAAGCUAUUAAAUGUGUGUCUGACGGUGUACAAGGUUAGGCCGAAUACUUCACCAUGGCCGGAAGGACAUCGUCAUAUCGAACGGUGUUUCCAUCUCAUUCGCGUCUCGACCGCUCGUAGAGUACGAUGUGUAAAGAUCAUCGAAAGAUCAAUACCGUUUCUAUCCACUAGCCCAUACCAAAUUUCCGUUUCGAUUGUUGGUGAUAUCCAUUGCCUAAAGCAUCAGUGCGUCUCGUUGUGUAUGUUUGUCGGUUGAAACAGGACGUCAUUACUACACUCGUACUGCAAUCACUUCUUAUGUGUGCGGAAAGCAACGUCCAUCAACCGGAGUAUAUCGAGUAGAGAAAAGUUUCUACGGCUACCACCUGCACAGACACCAAGAACUAUUCCAAUCUACAGCAUAUCGUAACAUCCGACAUCGACAAGUGGCAAAACCUGCGGAGAAAAACAGUACGGAUACAGCCGCAUUGUGCUACGUUUACACCAGUUCCAAGUCAACUCCAAACGAUAAGAAAGAUUCCCGUAAUCUAGACCUCUGAUCAUCCGAUCUGAUCAAAACAGAGGUCGGCAACGCUGUCGGAGGAAUUCUGCUAAGGCACGCAAAACUGAACGGUUCAGUCUGGAGUUAUCAGGAAGCUGCGGACGCGGUAAACGACGGUCAGUGUCAGUGGGCCCCAACGUGAAAGUGAACUGGGGACGCCGCUGCACACCGUUCGACCCUGCGCUCCUCUGCAUACCACCGGGUAUGGGCGUAUUCGUCACAUCCGGUCGAAGCAAGCUUCCGUGCCGAUAGAAAAUAUAGAAUACCAGACGACCAAACACAAAAAAUACCUUCAUAACGAAUAUUCCCCAAACGAGAAAAGCGUACAAAUAAGUCCAUAGUCUCAACUGGCACAAUACCAAAACGCAAUCACACAAACACAAGGCCUCGAACUUGCCGUUGAUCCAUCGUUUAAAUCGUGAAAAUAUAUUUGUAUCAGACAACCAGAUAAGCCCCAAUUGCCUGCAAAGAAAGUAGAUCUGACAACCCACGUCUUAUGUUCUGUACGCCCGGAAACUAUCAAAUUCAACACUGAAUACUGAUUUACAACGAAUUGAUUUGUCAACGGCUGGAAGAUAUUAGCAGUUUUGAGUUUGCAAGGACAACGCCACAUUCUAGUGUGCAGCAGCUAGCUUCGGACGAAAUCUGUGACGAACUCAAGUCGACGAUCUGUACGCUUUUUUGGAGUUAUACAAGCACAAAUUAUCUACACAUCAUAAGCUCCAACACGAUUGACAUAUUUUUUACGUCCACAUCAUACUGCUGGUGCAGUUCGUCUAAAGUGGUUCCCCUUUCAAAAAAAGCGUGCGCACUAGUGUUGGUAUCAAGGUGAUCAAAAGCAUGAAGCCGAAGGAUACAUUGAAGCCGGAGUUGGCGGAAAUCGUUGGAGGGUCCAACUCUCACAGGGAUAGUGUCAUCGCGUUCGAUACCAUGGAUGUAAUAUUAUUGGACAGUCAAAGCUCUGCUCCAGUCGGUUCGCACGUUGGCAGUCAGCGUUCAAGCUUUUCCAGUGCAGGGACCGUAAUUGCUCCGCAAUCUAUCGCGGCAAUCCCGCUUGAUACGGGACACGCGUUCCGGGACGAUCUCGGUCAUGGGUUGCAGGUCGACACACGUGGUGCCACCGAGUUCUACCGCGUUGAUGACGAUAGCUAUAGACCGUUUACAAUUUACGGUGGAAGUGGUGAUGGCAAGGUUAAAAUCACUACCCUACCCGCAUCCACAACGGGGUCGCUGAGCUCGAUAAUAACGACUUCUAUUGCAUCUUCCGAGCCGGACCGGGGCGAUCACCGUAGCGGCGGUGGUGGCGGUACCGGCUGCUCCGGAAGUCUGGCCGAUGAAACCAGUGAUGGUGGACCUCUUGAGCAGAAGUGCGUUGUUGGAAGUGGCAGCAUUGUCGGUGCAAAUGGAACCGGUACGGAUGACGGUGGUGCCGGGGAUGGUGGCACAGGUCGAGAGCAUGGUCAUGGGACCGGAAUACUGCAAGAGAAGUGGUGGUACAUGACACUUCAGAUCGCCAUACCAUUCUUCGUUGCCGGUGUAGGCACCAUCGGCGCAGGCAUCAUCCUAGGUCAUGUUGAGGGAAGUACUCCUCUGGAUGUAGACUUGGGACUGAUCACUCUCAGAUACUCGAAUUGGAAAGUAUUCGUUCAUAUCUCGGAGUUGUUCAUUCUGGUGCCAUCGUUACUAGGCCUGAAAGGUAAUCUGGAUAUGUGCCUGGCAUCACGUCUUUCAACACAGGCAAACCUUGGCAAUAUGUCAGGAAGACGUGAGAUCUUUCAUAUGAUACUCGGCAACAUAGCAUUAGUACAAGUGCAGGCAACGGUAGCUUCUUUCAUAGUGUCCAUGUUUGCCGUUGCCGUCGGAGCGAUUAUAAAUGGAACCAUAAUCUUUGAUCACGUUAUGUUGCUAACAGCAUCGGCCAUGUUCACUGCCACCAGCUCCUGCUUUGUACUAGACUUCGUCUUAGUGGCUGUGAUCCUUAUUUCAAGCAGAACAUCAAUGAACCCCGAUAACUUAGCUACGCCUUUGGCGGCAUCGAUUGGCGAUGUGGUUUCAAUAUCGUUGCUAGCCGGUAUGGCUACGCUAUUGUUCGAAAACAUUGAUACACACCUUUGGGUCACGUUUGUGAUGGUGGCCGUUUAUGUGUUUUUGCUGCCAUUUUGGAUGCUCCUCGUUUACCGUAACAAAUACACACGAUCCGUACUUUCGACAGGAUGGGUUCCCGUGCUAUCUGCGCUAUUUAUCAGCGGAAUGGGCGGCCUGGUUCUGGAUAAAGCCGUUGGUAUAUUCAACGGUUUCGUUGUGUUUCAGCCGAUCAUUAACGGUAUCGGCGGUAAUCUUGUGUCAGUACAAGCAAGCAAGAUAUCUACUAUGCUUCACCAGAGCUCUAUUAUUGGUAUUAUACCACCGCACGCUAAGAUUUUUGAGCUACCCUGGAAAGCUUUGUUUCAUGGAGUUCCAUAUGCUAGAACCGCACGGAUACUUAUUGCGAUGUCAAUUCCCGGUCAAGUGUUGUUUAUCUUUGUAGCCGAUUACAUUCACAUGUCGCGCUCCACCAUUGGCGUUCCUUUCGUGUUGUCCUAUUUGUUUGUUAGCACGCUACAGAUUAUGCUGCUUCUUUAUAUUGCACAUGUGAUUAUCCACCUGAUGUGGAAAUGGAAGAUCGAUCCAGACAACUCGGCUAUCCCAUACCUGACUGCACUGGGAGACUUGUUUGGUUCAAGUUUCCUGAUGCUGGCGUUCCUAUUCCUCCGCUCUAUAGGUCACCCGUACGGUGAAAAGUCAACCGAAACCGUCGAUGGAUUUGGACUACUAUCUACACCCGAGAUGACUACCAUUAGUGGAGGUACACUGACAGGUCUAAUACAUGAUGGCAGUGGCAUAUAGGAACUAGCCACUGCUCUUCGAUAUUCUAUUCUGUGCACUGCUAGCAAUGCUAUAGAAUGAUCAAUGAAUUGCUUCUUCCAAUUAACAAUAAGGUCCUUAAAAUAGGAAGCAUGAAUCCGUUGCUACAACUACACCCAUUAAACAGUAUGUUAUUUAGUUUUUGUUUUUGAAAUCAGACGUAUAGGGGAAAUUAGAACGCUUCAAGCGAUAUAAUUAUAAUUCAUUCGUAAUUCAUAUGUGUAUAUAAAGGAUUUUGUUUGUUUGUGUUCAAAGUGCCCAGCUAUGGAUAAUAAUUUUCACCAAAAAUGAAGUUAUUAAAAGACUAUAAACGGCCAAACACCUUUUGCCUGUUGUGUAAUAGGAUUUUAAACAAAAAUUGUUGUAAUUAACCUGACAGGGUGUAAGGAAGGGGUUGGUAAAACGUUCAACGGAUUAGGCAGCCAGUUUAGGAAUAAUGUAUGUAAAUGAAAUUAGUUUCGGAAUACCACAAAGAAGGAAACAGUAUUAAUGGAUGGAAAUCAUUUUAUUCUUUCUUUAUUGUCUUAUUUUAACAAAUUGCUAACCGUUUAGUGCAUACAACUGCUUCCAAUAAGUUUAUUUCAUUUCCAAUAUCAUUCAUUCGAUUUUUUUUUUUCAUUGCAUGAUGUUUUAUUACCAUCCUCUCAGUGAACAUUUAUUGCACUGCAUGAUAUGCUAUUUUACUAGUGCCACCGCAUUAGUUGUGAGCGUCACAUACAACCUACAUUCUUAUUCGCUGUAUGUAACGCCUUGUAAUCCUUUUGGAGAUUAGGAACAAGUACAAUCUCCUAUAUAAAUAUAAGUAUUUAAUUCAACUCAGUACACUAAGAACCUUUUUUCAAAGGAUAUGGUGAUCGUUUUGGGAGGGCGGCUAUCGGCAAGUAACAAAAAAAUUGUAAGGCUGGAAACGAACGUGUCGAUUACACGAAGGAUGCAAUGCUGUUGACUAUUAACCAAAUGUACAAUAAACCUUAUCAGCCAGCAGACGGCGCUUUAAACAUUUUACAUUUGAAAUCAACAUGUCAGCAAAUUGUUUGAAAUUCGAUACAGAAUAUUCCUUUUUUAUUCUUUUGGAUUUUUACUAUCGGUUUCGUAAAUGAUACUUAAUGUCAAUCGAAAUCGUAACACAAAGAAAGGGAAAAAACAAGUUUGCAAAUUUAAAAAAUGUAUCAGAGCUUCAAUGCUAUUACUGUUAAUCUUAUAGUAUUUUGGUUAAGGGCAUCCUUUUCAAUCUGUUUAAAUUGUAUCGCAUAACAGAUAAUGCUACUUAACACCAUCCAGCAGUAUUCUGUUGAGCAAGAAAUUUGUUCGUUCCUCUACAAUUAUUCCAAACCACUCAUUUCCACAACCAAUUUUUUCGUCCACUUACAGGCACAACAGUAGCGUAGAGGCCUCGUACCAAAGAGCACAACCAUUACAAAGUUUUUAACUAACGAAGGAAUUGGAAAGCAAAAUGUAGAUGGCUAACGAUUAUCUUAACGGUCCCUUGAGUUCGAAGCGAGAGAAUGAGAGCGACAGUUAUUUCCGAAAUACCAAUAACGGAAAACAUACAUCAGCAAAAUGUGCAAGAUAUAAAGAAUUUACAGAAAUGUGAAGAUGAUAAAGAGAGCUUGUCUGAAACAAAAUUAUUGCUCACAAAAGCAUUCAGCUACGAUGGGAAAAUUUAGCGGGCGCACAAUAGCGAGUUGAUGCGGAGAGUCAGUACAUUUGACUUAUGUCACAAAGAAGUGCCUAUGAAAGUGAUCGUUGUAAGUAAGCAGUGAAAGAGAAAUGAUAUAAUUCAAAAUAAAAUUGAAGUUAGUAAAGCAAUAUCUUCUCUUACGAAGGUGGAAAAUAAAUGUAUAGAUUUGGAAGAUGAAAAAGAGAUUAGAAGGAAGAUGUCCCAUUAUUCUGCAGGAUUUGUACUGACUCUCCUUGGGUGUUAUGUCCAACUUACUACUCGAACAUGGAACUAUCUAUUCACACAAUUGAAAUCAUCCCUGGGGAAAAAGGAAAUUGGCACAACUGAAUCUGUGACAAAACCAGGAAUGAGAAUGGAGAUUGCCUGAAAAGAAAUUAAAUGAAAAGGGAAAAACAGUCGACAAACAGUUCGUAGUGGUUGAGCAAAUAACGUCAAUCUAUAGGGUAGGAUUUAUCUGUGACAAUAAUGUUGUAAACAACCCAGCAAUAAGGAACAGCUGGCAUGAAAGAUCAAGGCAGGAUGUGUCCUCGAAACGGAUAAAUAAUUGGAGCAGGCAAUUGUUUUAACCGUACAUGAAAUACAAUAUUCGUUAGUGAUACUGUUUAACCAAUUUCGUCGAGCAGCAGCUUAAGAUAACAACCUCGUGUCGGCCGAAAUGUAGAAUAAACUACACUCCGAGGAAGGAAUUAAAACGAUUUUAAGUAAUAAUGGCAUAAAGCAUCCCGUAAAAAUAUGUGAUGCUCAACUGUUUGAAAACUGGGUUUUUAGUAUGAGUUUGAACCUAAUUUGGUUUCUAUCCUCACGUCCUUCCUUUCUGCUAACUCGCUUUUUCACGGCUACACAGAACAAGGACAACACAAAUAUAAUUAAACAAGCAAUAAGGCACUAAACAAGAGAAGUAAAGUGGAAUACAAAAUCGUAUUCGGAGGGAAUGCAGAUAUAUUGUGAUAACAGGAAGAUGUUCGUUCCAUCAAAAAUUUCUUCCAAAAGAUGUAUGUCGAGCGAUAAUGCAGUUAACUAGAGCCCCACAAGCUCCUUAUAGAAACACAAAUUUGUCCCAAAUACAUCUGCAAUGGAAAACAAAAUAAGCAAAGAAGAGAACCGCAUAAAAUUACACAUAAAACCAAAUUCCUCUAUAGAUGCCUAUAGAUGUCGAUUGUUGAAUGCGUGUUAAUUAGGCUAUAGUGUGACUGGGAUAUAACUUAGCAACUGAGGAAUGGUUGGUGGAGUCAAGGGCAGCGAAGGCACAGAAGGCUAAAAAAACAAGAUAAUACGAUGCCGCUAACAGCGUUGUACACAUCUCAUCUCAUUCUAAGAGGGUUACCAUCGAUUAAAAUGAACCCAGGUGAAAUAGAAGAAGCCCAGAACUGAACAGGAUUAUACUAAUGUACAUACAUAGGUCCAUUGCAAUAAAAAUAGCUAAAACCAA